Messenger RNA from Chenopodium quinoa (quinoa), 1598 nucleotides. Its product is annotated as transcription initiation factor IIB-2. Gene Ontology annotation, biological process: transcription preinitiation complex assembly; DNA-templated transcription initiation. Gene Ontology annotation, molecular function: TBP-class protein binding. Bases 242 to 1180 code for a protein of 312 amino acids. The record is from RefSeq and is a predicted model, not a curated record. Gene Ontology annotation, cellular component: nucleus; transcription preinitiation complex. NCBI's taxonomy places the organism in Eukaryota, Viridiplantae, Streptophyta, Magnoliopsida, Caryophyllales, Amaranthaceae. The transcript has 7 exons.
UUCCCAUGACUUUCCUAACAAGCCAACAAACCCACACUCUCUCCUUCUAUAAAUACCCCCAUACCCCCUUCAAUUCCCAGUUUCUCUCUCCUCUCCUCAUUUCCCUUCUUCCCCAAUUUCCACCCUAAUUGCAAAAACUCCCAUCAUCCCAAAUUCCCAUUCAAUUCAAAUCAAUUGAAAACAAACAAAAUUUGAGAUUUUGAUUCUGGAAAAUUUCUAGGAUUUUGAAUCAAUUUGAGAAAUGGGAGAUGCGUUUUGCAGCGACUGUAAGAAACACACCGAGGUAGUGUUCGAUCAUUCUGCAGGUGACACAGUUUGUUCAGAGUGCGGACUCGUAUUGGAAUCUCACUCAAUCGAUGAAACCUCCGAGUGGAGAACGUUCGCCAAUGAGUCGAACGAUAAUGACCCGGUCCGUGUUGGUGGACCUACCAACCCCUUGUUAUCGGACGGUGGUUUGUCCACCGUUAUAUCAAAGCCGAAUGGUACUACUGGAGAUUAUUUAUCGUCUUCGCUAGGGCGGUGGCAGAAUCGGGGUUCGAACCCCGAUCGGGGUCUUAUUCAAGCCUUCAAGACCAUUGCCACUAUGGCUGAUAGGUUGGGUCUUGUUUCAACCAUAAAGGACCGAGCUAGUGAGAUAUACAAAAAAGUAGAAGAUCAGAAGUCUAGUAGAGGAAGAAAUCAAGAUGCUAUUUUGGCUGCAUGCCUAUACAUAGCUUGUCGGCAAGAGGACAAGCCUCGGACUGUAAAGGAAAUCUGUUCUGUCGCCAAUGGAGCUUCAAAAAAAGACAUUGGUCGUGCAAAAGAGUACAUUGUGAAACAGCUGGAGGUUGAAAUGGGACAAGCAGUGGGCAUGGGAACUAUACAUGCUGGAGAUUUUCUGAGACGUUUUUGUUCAAAUCUUGGUAUGAACAAUCAAGCCAUGAAGGCUGCUCAAGAAGCUGUUCAGAAAUCAGAAGAAAUUGAUAUAAGGAGAAGUCCCAUAUCUAUUGCUGCAGCAGUGAUAUAUAUUAUUACCCAACUUUCGGAGGAAAAAAAACCCCUUCGAGAUAUCUCACUUUCUACUGGUGUUGCUGAAGGAACCAUCAGAAAUGCUUACAAGGACCUUUAUCCUCAUAUUUCCAAGAUAAUUCCCAAUUGGUAUGCCAAGGAUGAGGACCUGAAAAACCUUUGCAGUCCUUAACAGGAACAUGGGAGCUCUACAGACCUUACAGAUUUUUGCCUUUUUGGUGUGGGGAAUACAAAAUGGAAGCCUGCCCAUUACCUUAAAGAUAUAACUCGCAUAAAAGAUGCUUAACUGCUGAUCGAAUGUGCAAUUGUUUUGUUUUAAACUUUAAAGAGACGCACCCAUCUUUGUUGGGGUGACAUAUCAACAAUACACUUCUCUGUUGCAUUAUUUUAGCAAAUGUAGUAUCUGAAUGGGAUAAAUGACAGGCGCUGGAGAAGAGUUAGGGUGUUGGGUGUAACUGUAAACUCUUUGCUUGGAAGAGGGUGAUAUGAAGUCGGAAUUUAGAUUUCUACGCAUUUAUAAGUUAUUUUUUUACAGGAUUUAUUAAAAAUGAACACUAUGGUUAGUGAUGAUUCUUAGAAGUUUUUCAGCA